This is a messenger RNA of Sander lucioperca (pikeperch), 1846 nucleotides long. Its product is annotated as UDP-N-acetylglucosamine/UDP-glucose/GDP-mannose transporter-like. The coding region runs from base 179 to 1150 and encodes 323 amino acids. Gene Ontology annotation, molecular function: antiporter activity; GDP-fucose transmembrane transporter activity. The transcript is spliced from 12 exons. Lineage: Eukaryota; Metazoa; Chordata; Actinopteri; Perciformes; Percidae. The record is from RefSeq and is a predicted model, not a curated record. Gene Ontology annotation, cellular component: Golgi apparatus.
GCCACGCUUUAAAUUUGUUUAAUGCUCUGUGAUUUUCAGACCUGAGGCGGAAGUUGGAAAACGUCGACAUUCUCGUGUUUGGUGUGUGCGUGUGCGUGCGUAGCGGUGGGCGAGCGAGCCAGUGAAGCGAUGGCAGGGGAAGAGCAGACACUCAAAGAGGAAUGAGAACUUGUCGGGGAUGGCGGACAGACCUCUGACACUGUUUGUGAAGCUGUUUGCCGCUGGAUUUUACGGCGUGAGCUCGUUUCUCAUCGUCGUGGUGAACAAAAGUGUCCUCACCAAUUACAGGUUCCCUUCUUCAAUAUGUGUCGGAAUUGGACAAAUGUUGGCCACAGUGGUUGUUCUGUGGGUGGGCAAGGCUGCGAGGGUGAUCAGCUUCCCAGACUGUGAUGAGAGCAUACCUCGCAAGACGUUUCCUCUACCUCUCCUUUAUGUGGGAAAUCAAAUCACUGGUCUGUUCGGAACCAAAAGGCUAAAUCUGCCGAUGUUUACUGUCCUCAGGAGGUUCUCCAUCUUAUUCACAAUGCUGGCUGAGGUACUUCUUCUCAAGAAGAAAUUCUCCAGGCCAGUCCAGCUGACAGUAUUUACAAUGAUCCUCGGGGCGUUCAUAGCCGCAAGUUCAGACCUGUCCUUUGACCUGCAAGGCUACGUGUUCAUUCUCAUGAACGACGUGCUGACUGCAGCCAACGGAGCCUAUGUGAAGCAAAAAUUAGAUGCAAAGGAGCUGGGGAAAUAUGGAUUGUUGUAUUAUAAUGCGUUAUUUAUGAUAAUUCCCACUCUACUGUUGGCUCAUGUGACUGGAGAUAUGCAGAAGGCGGUGGAAUAUGACGGUUGGUCAGACAUGUUUUUCCUCGCCCAGUUCAUCCUCUCUUGCAUCAUGGGGUUUGUUCUGAUGUAUUCUACUGUGCUUUGUACACAAUACAACUCUGCAUUAACAACUACGAUCGUGGGCUGCAUCAAGAAUGUCCUGGUGACAUACAUUGGGAUGGUGUUCAGUGGAGACUACAUUUUCUCUUGGACUAACUUCAUAGGUUUGAAUAUCAGUAUUGCGGGCAGCCUGGUGUACUCUUACAUCACUCUCACAGAGGAGCAGUCCAAUAAAGCAAGUGAAAACGCCAAGCUGGACAUCAAGGGCAAGGUGGUUGUAUGACGGACACACUGGAUUUUAUUUUUUUUAUGCUGAUGAACGAGAAAACUCUAUUUUUAGUACGACUUUUAUUUAUGGAGUAUUUUAGCAGCAAGGGCGUGGCGUGAUGGGAAUAAUGUUGGGGGAAACCUCUUUCUGUGUUUGUGUGGAAAUGGAGCCACACCGUCACCACGCCUCUCUUGCCGCUGCCAUGGUUAUGAAUGCUCCAGAGGGAUUGUGGGUUGGUUUUUAGAUGGUGUUUUCUUUUUAAAUAUUUGUAUUUUGAUACUGUACAUGUGAGCGUCGAGAACAAGGGAACAUGGAACCAAUAUUAUUUAUAGUUAUUUCCUGACACUUAGGCAAACUGAAAGUUAAAAGUUGGGAUGACAUGUUUUACUGAAUACAAGAGUGAACAGCUGGAAUUAUCAGUUACUUAAGCAUGGGUGUGUACUGAUGAAUCUUGGGACUAUUAAAUAUUAUAUAAUUACAAUAAUUAUUUUGAAGGCACAAUCCUUAUUUAAUGGCAUUUUCUGUUUUGCUGUUAACGAGGAAUGUGACUUUAGAUGCCUUCUAAGCACGGUGAGAUGCACUGACACUCAUUAUCUAUUGUCUCAGUCUGUAGUAUAAUUUAUUAUUUCUGCGCAUACACUUAUAAGCUUGUUACAGACGAACGGUGAUGCCAGUCUAGCCUGGGAAAACCGUGACUAACUUCCGGCGAAU